AUGAUCACAUGACGCACCGUUCGUCUCGGACCCUGCCAAUGGAGAAUGGAAGCGGAAGAAACACGAAAAAGGGCCGCCCGUGUUCGUAAAAUACCGACUGCCUCGACACAUAAUAUAUAAGUGAAGUCCUGCGAUGAUUCAUCGGAUGAAUUUAAAGAACCGUUUUCAGAACCUGGCCGCGUAACGGACACCUUGACAGUUUUUCCAUCGUCGCUCAGUCCACGUGACUUCCCAGCACAGUGACAGUCAGUCAGUGUUUACUUACUACAAUUAAUAAUAUAUGUGAGUAUAACCAUCGGCCGAGACUGGUGCGCGUUCACGUUUCCUUGCAAUGGCGAGCACGAACGCGAGCUCGUGGCCCCGCAGAAUCUCGAGCUUCACGAGCAGCCCGAGUCAGUUCCUGUCCGGCACCACAGCCGACAGCUUCCUGGACCAAGUGCUGCACGAGCUGCGGGAUGACAGGAUCAGCGAGAGCACCAAGGUCCUCCUUUUGACCCCUUUUUUGGAGCACCCAACCAUCCUGUGCCCGUUCCCCGCCGUGGGCGAGGAAACGGCCGUGGAGCUCCUGGCCAUCUUCUGCCAGGUCCCUCACAAGUCCCUCCAGCUCAGGUGCCAGCUGUUGGUGGCGAUUACCAGCGUCCUGGUGUGCACAUCCUGUGUGAGUAGCGAGGUGGAGGUGGCUGUAGGUUUUUUAGACCUCUUGUAUCAGACCAUCCAAGACACCAACGAUCACAAAAAUGGGCAGCAGUUCUACUAUCUCAGGCUGACUGCCUGCGACUGCCUGCGGGAAAUCGAGACUUGUUACCCAGGGUUGCUCUCUCAAAAGCUUGAGGCUCUUUACCUUUUAAAGCAACAGGAGACUACGCCGCUCCACCAAGCGUACUCUCUACUCUAUACAUUGGCACUUAAGAACGCUAUUCGCCUCCUGUCUUUGCAAAAAGGAGGAGCUGAUGAUGACUUGAAGAGGGUUUUGGCUGGGAAUGAGGGGUUUGCAUGGAAAGCUGUAGAAACCCCCUUGCCUCCAUACCCAGUGAGCUCUACCGGACAGAUCUCAGUGGUGCAGACAAGCACCGACAAUAAAGAGCUAAAGUCAAUAGUCUCUUUGCUGCUGGAGGAGUCCUACCUUCUGACGCCUCUUUCCCAGGCUACCCUGCUGCGAGAACUUAUUGAAGUGGUGGCCAUGGUCCAAGCCCUCUCCCCAGCCAUUUUCAAGUCUCAGCUUGUGCGUCUCAUUGGAACUGUGGAGAUCACACUGCUGCAUGCCACGCUGCUAAUGAAAAGCACCUUCACGGACAGCCUGUUCACUACUGAGGAUGAGAAUUUCUUCAUUAAACGUCUUGUGAGUAUGGCUCAGCAUCCACUUCUGAGUGUCCAGCAGAAGCUCUUCUACAUGGACUGCAUUCUCCAUUUCCCAGAGAAUCGACCCAUCUCCAGUAAUGGAGAGGAAAGCCUGCCAGUGCUUGUAACGCCUCAUCUGGCCGCCUCCCUGCUUCCCACGGUCUUUAAUGACAGCAGGACCAUGCUUUGCCGACUGAGUCUCCUCAGCUUGGUGUACUUGGAAGCAGAUGAGAACGAUGACAAAGGAGUCGGCUAUUUGUUCAGUCAUCUAAUGGCUCUGCAUAGAAUUGUAGAAAAUCAUGGCACAAGAGAGAUGACAGUUACAUAUUUUAAAUCAGUUUUCACAUUUCUCACUUAUUUUUACCACAAUGAAAAAUUCACAGAUGACUUGACAAAAAGCAUCAGUGAGCUUUAUUCAAAGCACUGUUACCUUGCACCAAACGUGAUCAAUCUCAUUGAUCGGAUUCAGGAGCAUUUGGAAGAUCCAAAAUGGUCAAUCCGGUUACUGCAAGCUUUACAGAAAUUAAUUGUGGAAUUGCCCCUAGUCCAAAUGAAUAUUCAGAAUCUGGGGUGGCAUCUUAAAAUCCUGGGCCGGGUGUCUCAGGAAAGCCAGGUUUCACAGGGGAAAACUUUGUGUUUUCUGCUCAGUGUUCUUAUUAAUACCAGCCUGUGCACAACUGGGGACUGGAAGAUGGGAAGUGUGGUUCUCGUCGUUUGUCGAAACCUUCUUCAGCAUCCCAGCUUGCAUCGGGUGUUCACUGAGCUGGCUGACCUUCUGCAGUACAUAAUGCAGCACUACAACGAUGUGGACAUUCAAGACCACGCAAGAUUCUAUUACACGUUGCUGACCAACCUAUCUCGAGAAAAGCUCUCUGGGGUCCUUACAAAGGGACCAAAUGUGGAACAGACCAAGGUACGGUCCCUGUCCUCUCUCAUGGCAGAGAGUGAAGGGCUAUCCAACUGCUUGACUGUACAAGAAACCACAGGUACGGUGCUAAAACUCACGAAGGUCCACAAUACCAACGUGCACAGAGUUUCACAGCAGACUGACUCAGAGGGCCACGAAGGUGAGGAUGUGCUGACAUUUUAUCGCAAGCAGUUUUCAAGUCCAGGAUUUUCCUCUAAGGUGAUCUUGGAAUACCACCUAACGUAUGCAGGUGAUGUAGAUGUUACGUUCGACAAGCUCUUCAGCAUCUGCUUGCACUUUGACCUGACAGACUCCAAUUAUGAACAAGUGAGUGACAUCAGCGUUCCAUGUUUGUUCAGGAACAGAAAGCCCCCCGUAGUACGUGUCACUCUGCAACCACGGCAGCCGUACCCCUCCACUCUUUGUGCCAGUGCCAUGUUUACCACGGACGACGGACUUUCCUGGCAUACUCAGCUGGAAGAUAUACCAGUGUGCUUCUCAGAUGUAUUCCUGCCCUUGCCUGUUCCAGUGGGCUGGUCUCAGGAGAAAAGAGAAAAGCUCUUUGACCAUCUUUGGAGCUCCAUGUGUGAAGAAGAGCCUGGCCAGUCAGCCACUAGUUUGUUUUGUUUUGAAAUUGGAAAUCAGGAACUCCCUGCUCUUAUUGAGUCAAACUUUAGUGCCUAUCUUAUCUCCCAGGAGCCUGAGAAACAGUCUUACAAGGUCAUGUUCUUCCUCCCACCCCAGUUUCAUGUCUUGCUCACCAUUGCAAAUGCAGAAGAUGCUGUUCAAGUGAGAAUCGCCACUGACAACUGGGAUUUUUUGCCUUUCAUCAAUACUUACCUUAAAAGUGUUGCACCUCAGACACCAAGAAGCUGAGGCCUAGUCAAUGUGAUCAAUUAAAAAUGGUAUUAGAUACAAGUAGUUGUCAAGGAACAUUACUGACCAUGCAGGAUAAUGAAUUUUUAUUACAUUUUAAUGCAUAAACAGCUUUUGAGUUGAUUUCCUCGUUAGUUCAAACCCUUGAUUUGAAAUCGCCUAGUCUGAGUCUGUGCACGCAGUGUGUUUGCUCCUGGAUUAUUACCGUUUUGCUACAUCGGUUUGAAUAGGUGUAACUAACAGUAUAGUUUUGUACAUGAAUCACGUAGAACUCUUGUAACAUUUUGUAAUGUAUUCUGAUAUUAAAAUUUGAAUUGCUAAGUACAUUGUACUUAUGUAAAUGCUAUUUGUCUGCACACGUAAAAUCA
Molecule: messenger RNA, 3489 nt
Organism: Scleropages formosus (Asian bonytongue)
Lineage: Eukaryota; Metazoa; Chordata; Actinopteri; Osteoglossiformes; Osteoglossidae
Gene: ap5b1
Product: adaptor related protein complex 5 subunit beta 1
Exons: 2
Coding region: 332-3121 (929 amino acids)
Biological process (GO): endosomal transport
Cellular component (GO): lysosomal membrane; AP-type membrane coat adaptor complex
Source: RefSeq, a predicted model, not a curated record